Messenger RNA from Hydatigera taeniaeformis, 1158 nucleotides. NCBI's taxonomy places the organism in Eukaryota, Metazoa, Platyhelminthes, Cestoda, Cyclophyllidea, Taeniidae. The record is from the annotation of a GenBank genome assembly.
AUGACGUGGAUUCUUUAUUUCGGUGAGAAUUUCUCCGGCUUAGAUGUCGCAAUGGCUGACGUAAAUGAUGCACAAGCAAGGGAUCGCUUUUUGCAGAUUCUUUCCGUGUGCAAGGGUUCAACUGAUUCGGCACUUUUAAUGGAGCGUCUAUCAGAUGAAACGCUUGAACAAAUAUCCUUGAUUAGUUCUCAUAUGCAGACUCGAACUCGUUAUGUGCGGAUAAAGACCAGACUUUUUUACAAACAACAAAAGUUCAAUCUUCUUCGAGAGGAGAGUGAGGGCUAUGCUAAACUGAUUGUUGAUUUGAGCAACACCCCUGUGGGUUCGGCAGAAGUUUGUAUCACCCAUAUUCGAUCUCUCAUCGGUUACUUUGACCUUGAUCCCAACCGUGUACUUGAUAUUAUUUUGGAUGUCUUUGAGAUUCGCCGGAACGCGUUUUCUCUCUUUAUUGAGUUGCUUACUUUGUAUCAGCCUGAUAAGACUGAUUUAACGCAUAUUUUGGGACACAAAUUUCACUUCUAUCAGGAAAGAGACAGCAUCACACCGGAGUCUCUACAUCGUCUUGCUGCACUCCUAGUUUCCUACAACUUGGUUGAUGUAGACGUCCUUUUUGCUCAUUUGCAGCCCUCAGAUGCAACUAUUCAUUCGGGUCGUCUGAAGAGCAUUCGUGAAGCAAAAUCUUGGAGACCGGUCAUCCACCCGUCUGGUUCCGCUAUACACGGGAGUUUGGACAACUUCAUCGCGACUGGUGGUGUAGCUCCGGCAAGUGCCGGUACAAGUACUGGUGGUGGUUCAGGAAGUCUUCUAGGUGAUCCUAAUCGACCGCUUGGUGGAGGGACUGAAACAGAUCAUUGGAAUGGUCUCAAUGGUGGAGGUAGCAGGCGAGGCGGUACUUCAGAGAUUAAUGAUGACUCGGACGACAAGAAAGAUAUUUGGUUGCCUGAAAACGACGUGGAUGUCGAAGAUUCUGGGGAGUUUCAGUUUGUUAACAACCAGAAAUUGGAUCUCUGUACGGCCUUAGCCAAUUCUGGUGAUUGGAAGGCUGCUCAAAAUAUUCUUGAUCGAUUUCCUGGUCACUGGGUCGGUUCCUAUGCGCCACUCAACAGGGCCAUAUGCAACCUAGUUCACUUUUUAAUCGACCAACUUUACGAAAGGUGA